This is a messenger RNA of Rubroshorea leprosula, 950 nucleotides long. The record is from the annotation of a GenBank genome assembly. NCBI's taxonomy places the organism in Eukaryota, Viridiplantae, Streptophyta, Magnoliopsida, Malvales, Dipterocarpaceae.
UUUAUAUUGCUGAGUUCUAAACCCAUCUCGUUAUUAAAUCUUCUAAAAUGGGUUUAGUUUCCUUCCCUUCAUCUCUGUACUACUCUGUAACACCAUCAAAUUCCCUCCCAAUUUUCUCCCAAACAAGAAAUUUUCCUAGAAAUGGGAUCAAAUCAGCUUGUUUUCCAGGAAAAUUACACAAGUCUUCGAUGCCGGAGAGAUGGGGUUCACGACAGGCAGGCUCAUCUAUAGUGCCAUUUGAUGCCAAGAGUUCAGGAUCGAGAGAGGAGGAUCACAGAGCUCUAGAAACAGUUCUCAAGCUUUACUCUGCAAUCAAGAACCAAAAUGUUCGUCAAUUGUCUGAUAUCAUCGCCGAUGAAUGCGUGUGUGUGUGCAGUUUCGUCUCCUUCUUCCAACCUUUUCAUGGGAAAAAGCAAGUGCUGGAAUUUUUCAGUUCUCUGAUUGCAUACUUGGGUAAUCACAUCGAAUUUGUGGUGAGACCGACAUUGCAUGAUGGGAUGCAGGUUGGCGUCCAAUGGAGUCUAGAUUGGAAAACGACACAUGUGCCUUUGGGAAAGGGUUUCAGUUUCCAUAUCUGCCAUGUCUACAAGGGGAAUGUGAUGAUCAGGAAUGUAGGGAUGUUCUUGGAACCACUACUUCAUAUUGAUCCCAUCAGGCUAAAAAUACUGGGAUUCUUGGUGGCUACAAUGGACAAGAUAACCUCAAUAACAACGUCCCAAGGCAGUAAAAAAAGGGUCGUAUAUGUUAUCCUUGCUGUUGUGUUUAUGGGUAUCAUUCUAUUUUUCUCGAAGCCUGGACUGUACUAAAAUGUUCACGUUCCACAUAUGUUCAUGUAUAUUUGAUUCAAUCGAUACAUUGGGUUUUGAAAUUGAGAUUUAUUUUUAAGGAACCAGAAAUGAAAACCGACAAUAUCUAGAGUAAUUGUGCAAUAUUAAACUAUGUUAAUCCAU